AUGAAUCAAAUAAGAGCCAUUCAAAAAAUCAAUGAAGCCGAACUACAGAACGGUAUUCUCAAAUCUGAAGUAUCUUGGCACAACGAAUACAAGAACCAGGCGUACGUAUUCAUUGGUGGACUUAGUACUCUUUUAACGGAGGCAGAUAUCUUGACUAUUUUUUCACAAUUUGGUGUCCCAGUUGACAUUUUCCUAGUUAGAGAUCAAGAAACUGGAGAUUCUAAGGGUUUUGCUUAUUUAAAGUAUGAGGAUCAAAGGUCAACGAUCCUCGCAAUUGAUAAUUUAAACGGUGCUACUAUAGCGGGAAGAGCAAUAAAGGUAGAUCACGCCAUGUACACACCAAACAGUAAUUAUCAGCGAUAUCGAGAAGCUGUACAACAAGAGUUGAGGAGAGACAAAGUGGAAGUACCUGCAGAUCUUCGCAUAGGAGAACAAAAGGAACGAAAUGCGGAUGACGAUAAUGACGCUUUCUCUGAUCCAAUGGCCGGAUUUGCUAGCGAUAAGUAA
Messenger RNA from Zygotorulaspora mrakii, 507 nucleotides. RefSeq names its product U2 snRNP complex subunit IST3 (gene IST3). The record is from RefSeq and is a predicted model, not a curated record. Gene Ontology annotation, cellular component: precatalytic spliceosome; catalytic step 2 spliceosome; U2 snRNP. Gene Ontology annotation, molecular function: RNA binding. Gene Ontology annotation, biological process: mRNA splicing, via spliceosome. Lineage: Eukaryota; Fungi; Ascomycota; Saccharomycetes; Saccharomycetales; Saccharomycetaceae. The coding region runs from base 1 to 507 and encodes 168 amino acids. The transcript has a single exon.